This is a messenger RNA of Nezara viridula (southern green stink bug), 1110 nucleotides long. Lineage: Eukaryota; Metazoa; Arthropoda; Insecta; Hemiptera; Pentatomidae. The record is from the annotation of a GenBank genome assembly.
GUUUUUACAUGAGUUAAAUUUAUUAAUACAAACAUGUUUGAAACAGAGCAAAAACACAUGGUAAAUGAUGACUGAAUUUAAAAAAAAAAAAAAAAAAACGAUUCAAUCACAUAAUGUAUAAUAAACAUUUUUCAAUAUAAUCACAACAAAAAAAUCUCAAAAAUAUUCCAGAACCAUAGAAUGUUAACACGGAUAGUUUUAUGAAAACAAUUUAGUUACUGCGUUAUGGAGGCUCAACUUCGUGGGUAUGCGUGAAUCUUCUAAUCGCCGUAUUCACUCAAUCACUAACACAAACACAUUCUUCAACUCCACAAUGAGUGAAGAGUUGAAAUUCAUGAUCAUUUCCUUCAUCGACUACUACAUCAGGUAUUAUUUGAUGGCCAUUUUAGCUGUUAUACUCAUGUACAUCACUCGCUUUUUCGGAUUCGUAGAUACUUACAAUUUUGAAACACUGAUCGGAGAGAGGCGUCUAAGAAGCAGAGGUGUGUCAACUAAUGAUCUAUUCACACCAAUGCCAUCCAGAUGCAACAAAGGAGUAAACACUAUAAAUAUCCGAACAAUGUUACGCCAUAAGCAAACUUCUACGUCCAGCUUGAUAGAAUACGAAAUAAACAAUACGAAAAGUAUUCGACCUAGUAGUAAUAAUUCAAAUGAAAGCAACGGUAUAUCGCUACGCACCACUUCAAUGACAGCCUGGUCUGAAAACGAAAUAAAAUAGAAUCUUUGAGGAAAAUGACGUUUUUGGAAAUCAGUAAAACUAAAGAUACCUACAUACGCAGUCAAUACGAAGGAUCUGAAUCGUCUUAAUAAAUUAUACCAUAGAAUACAUGUCAUGUAUAAAAUAUGGCAAAUUAUGAAACUGAACAAAGUUUUAUAAUGAAGAUAUUCUACCUGGAGUUUAUGAGUUCUGGAUGAAAAAAAAAAAAAAAAAAAUCUGAACCGUUUUACCAACUCAUUCCAUGAAGUACAAAUUAUAAUGUCAUGUAUAAGAUGUGGUAAAUGAUGAUGAACUAAGUUUUAUGAUGGACAUAUUUUACGUGAAGCUUUUGAAUUCUAAAUAAGAAAAAAAAUUGUGUAUGAUCUAAAAAUAUAUUGUUUUAAUUAAUUUAC